Messenger RNA from Condylura cristata (star-nosed mole), 3275 nucleotides. It is a transcript of the gene TATDN2, whose product is annotated as TatD DNase domain containing 2. The transcript is spliced from 8 exons. The record is from RefSeq and is a predicted model, not a curated record. NCBI's taxonomy places the organism in Eukaryota, Metazoa, Chordata, Mammalia, Eulipotyphla, Talpidae. Gene Ontology annotation, molecular function: hydrolase activity, acting on ester bonds. The coding region runs from base 1 to 2130 and encodes 709 amino acids.
AUGGCCCGGAAGGACGACGAUGUGGCCUGCCCGCCGAGGGUGCCCUGGGGCCGCGCUCGCCGCCGAAGUUCCUCCUCCUCCUCGCAUUCCUCGGGCCCGGGCGUGGGCGGGGCCGCCUCCAAAGACGGCCUGACCCGGAGCGCGCAGGGGUGCCUGUCCUCGGGGGGAUCCCCCCUGCACCCUGCCAGCCCCUCUGCCGAAGAAAUGGCUUCUCCAGAGGAGGAAGCCUGCAGCCUUAAGGUUAAUUCCAAAGACAGUUCUCGAAACUCCAUGAACUCUGAAUUUGCGGCUGAAGCUGAGGGUCAGAAUGAUACUACUGAAGAGUCGAGCAAGGCCCAGAAAAAGAAGAGGGAUAGACUUCGAGACCAAGGCUCUACGAUGAUCUACCUGAAGGCCAUCCAGGGCAUCUUGGGCAAGUCCAUGCCGGCCAGGAAGGGAGAGGCUGCCUCUCAGGCAAAACCGAGCGCGGGAGUGCGCCCUGGCAGAACGGAAGGGCCUUCCAGGCGUGUGGCUGCUCCUCAGAGGGAGCAGGAGCAGGAGAAGGAGCGGGAGAAGGAGCGGGAGCGGGAGAGGAAGGAGCAGCAGGAGCAGGAGCAGGAGCAAGGGACGGCUUCGGAGGUGGGAGCCUCGGAGGCGCCUGUGGGCGAGAAGAGCUGCUUCGGGGACAGGAGAGUGGUGAUCGACCCACAGGGGGCGCCCAGUGAGGAGCCUCUGGGUGACCGGAGGACGGUCAUUGACAAGUGCUCGCCCCCCCUGGAGUUUGUGGAUGACCCUGCCCCUCUUGCAGAAAGCCGAAAGGCUGAGGGCAGGGAGGUGGUGAUGGAGCGCUCCUCCUCCGGCAGUGACUGGUCCGACGUGGACGAGCUCGCCACAGUCCGCUUCUCCCAGGAGGAGCCCGUCUCGCUGAAAGUCUCCACAGUUCCGGAGCCUUCUGCCUUCGCCACUGACUACGUCAUGUACCCGGCCCAUCUGUACAGCAGCCCGUGGUGCGACUACCCCAGCUACUGGGCCAGCGGCGCCAAGGCCUCCGGCUACCCCGGCGGGGGCGGGGGCAGCAAGGACACGCCGCAGGCUGGCAGGGGCAGCCGGGGCCCCCGGAGCGACUGCUCCCCCAGCUCCGCCGCGAGCUCCCGGAGCACCGCCAGAGACCCGGAGGGGGCGGAGGAAGGCCGCUCCCAGAACUCGCGGGCCUUUCGCUUCUCCAGAAGGUCGGAAGAGGUCAAGGAAAAGAGAACAUUCCGGGAGGAGCCCGCCCCGCGUCCCUGUGGCGGGUAUGCCUCCAGCGCCCGGCUGAGGGGCCGCCGGGAGCCAGGCCCGGAGGAGGGGUUCAUCGACACCCACUGUCACCUGGAUAUGCUCUACUCCAAGCUGUCGUUCAAGGGGACCUUCACCAAGUUCAGGAAGGUUUACAGCAGCUCCUUCCCCAAGGAAUUCCAGGGCUGCAUCUCCGACUUCUGUGACCCCCGGACACUCACAGACUGUCUGUGGGAGGAGCUGCUGAAGGAGGAUCUGGUCUGGGGGGCCUUCGGCUGCCACCCUCACUUUGCACGCUACUACAGCGAGAGUCAAGAGAGAAAUCUGUUGCAAGCCCUGCGGCACCCCAAGGCGGUGGCGUUUGGGGAGAUGGGCCUGGAUUACUCGUACAAGUGCACCACGCCCGUCCCGGAACAGCACAAGGUGUUUGAGAGGCAGCUGCAGCUGGCCGUGUCUCUGCGGAAGCCCUUGGUGAUCCACUGCCGAGAAGCCGACGAAGACCUGCUGGACAUCAUGAAGAGACGUGUGCCCUCGGACUACAAGAUCCAUAGGCACUGCUUCACUGGCAGCUACCCGGUCAUCGCGCCCCUGCUGGAGCACUUCCCCAACAUGUCGGUGGGCUUCACGGCCGUCCUGACCUACUCCUCCGCCUGGGAGGCCCGGGAAGCCCUGAGACAGAUCCCGCUGGAGAGGAUCAUUGUGGAGACGGACGCGCCCUACUUCCUGCCUCGACAGGUUCCCAGAAGCCUUUGCCAGUACGCCCACCCGGGCCUGGCCCUGCACACCGUUCGCGAGAUUGCCAGGGUCAAAGAUCUGCCGCUCUCCCGGACCUUGGCCGCCCUGCGCGAGAACACCAGCCGCCUCUACAAUCUUUAAGCCGAGGGGGAGCAGGCGGGAGUCUCCAGAAAGGACGCCCGGGGGUCUGUCAAGCACGGGCUGAACUCGGACUGUGCCUGUGUCCGGGUCCAGGAUGUGUCUGGAGAGCCCAUCGGAACUAGGAAACUGUGCCUUUAGGGCGUCUGCGUCUGACCGGCGGGCAGGGUGCGGGCAGGGCUGAGGCUGGCCGGGCCUGCCUGGGCGGAGGCGGCGGCAGCUGCCAGCGGGCGCGCGGCCGUGGGCCCUUCGCUGCCGUGUGCGGAGCAGCCUGGACACAGUCGCCCUCCUGUGCGCACGCGGCUUGGUUCCGGCUCACAGUUCUAAAAAAGACCUUCCACGUGGGAAGUCUCCCGAGGGACGUUCGCUGGUGUCGUGCCUCUGCGGUUGAUCUUACUGCACCCCGAGGUCACCCCCUUCCUUCCUUGGACGACGCUUCGCUGUGCCCCCCGGCGGCGGGACUGCGCUCGGUCGUCCUGCCCCGUGCCGGCGGCCGAGGGGCGGGCGCGCCCCACCCGUGCCGGGAGUCCUGGCGGAUGGAGGUUCAGGACUGACGGGGUGUUCAAGGAAGAGGCCCCAAAGACGUUCUCCCACUUCCGAUGCCCCCAUGGCCACAGCUCCUGGUGAUAAGCGGACAGAGGUCUGUGAGCAGCAGAAGCCGCCUGCUUUCGGGGGACCCAGCUGCCCUUUGCUGCAUUUUUACCGCUUCUCAACGCUGGAGCAGAAAUACUCGUGUUUCGCCCGUCCAGCGGCCCCGGUCGCGAGGCGGCCGGCCCAGUGGUCUGCAGCUCCGGGCCGCCGGGCCUGUGCCGCGAGAGCGUCUGUGUCUCCUGGCCGUGGCCGCCCAGCUCUGCUGGUCUGGGCCUCGCGAAGGCGCCUUCCCUACAGGCCCUGGACUGAGCGGGGCGGGGUCAGCGUGAGCGCCGCGCCCCUUGACCGCCGCAGGGGGACGGACGCCCAGUUCUCGUCCGUUUCUUGGAAGCAGCUGCUUAGACCGCAGAGCCCAGCGCCUCGGCCGGUUGCGGGGUGUGGAGGCCCGUGGCCCCACCCGCUGCUUCCAUCCUGCCUCUGGUGCGCCAUUGGGUGUUUGCCUUGUGCCUCAAGUUUCCCAGUGUGGGGAGUCGGGGCGCCUGUUCUCCCUGGAAGGG